This is a messenger RNA of Camarhynchus parvulus, 1358 nucleotides long. Its product is annotated as general transcription factor 3C polypeptide 2-like. Gene Ontology annotation, cellular component: transcription factor TFIIIC complex. Gene Ontology annotation, biological process: transcription by RNA polymerase III. The record is from RefSeq and is a predicted model, not a curated record. The transcript has 8 exons. The annotation marks the transcript as partial. Lineage: Eukaryota; Metazoa; Chordata; Aves; Passeriformes; Thraupidae.
CGGGGCGGCGGCUCUGGGAGCCCCCGAUGGCGUCAAGCGCCGCCCGCGGGCCGCCGUGCCGGGAGCGGAGCGGCCGGGAGCGGCCGGGGCGACGAUCGGGUUCUGCCGGGAGGAGCCGCAGCCGUAGCGGGGAGCGGGAGGGUGACCAGAGAGCGCUCCGGGAGGAGCUGCCGGCGGGAGCUGUGCACGGUGAGGAUGGAGCAGCAGCCGCCAAAUCCCCGAGAAAACCGGGGCGGCCCCGAGCCGGUCCCGACGGCGCGGCGGAGGGGCGCGGCGAGAGCUCCGCCAACGGGGCAGUGGCGGCCCCGCGGGCCGGCGGGCGGCGCGGCAGGAAGGGCAAGGCCGAGGUGCUGCUGCUGGAGCUCUCCCGGGCCCCGGAGCCCCUCCGGGCGGAGAAGGCGCUGGGCGGCGGCGAGGACGGGAACGGCCCCGAGAGCCCGCGGGGCGGGCGGCCCAAGAGGAGGGCGGCCAAGGUGGCCCUGCUGUACCUGCAGGAGCUGGCCGAGGAGCUGAUGCCGGCGUGCCAGCCCCCUGCUCCCGCCGAGGAGCCCGAGCGCGGCCAGAGGAAGCGCCGCAGGAGGAGGAGGAGGGAGGAGGACACGGACAGCGACGACCCCGCCCGGGACGCUGACUUCGUGCCCUCGCAGGAGGUGCUGCAGGCGGAGGAGGAGGAGGAGGAGGGCAGCGACACGCUGCUCAGCGAGGCCUCGGAGCCAGAGCUGGAGGCACGGGCCCCGGGAGGGGCGACCCGGGGGCGGAGGAGAUCCAAGCCCCAGUGCCGAGGCCUCGCCCCCAACGGCUUCCACAACUCCAUCAUGGCCCCAGUGGAGAAGAGCUCCAGCCUUACGUGCAGCCUGCGGGAGCAGAAGCACUCGCAGUGGGAGUUCCCCGACUGGAUCCCAGCAGCGCACAGGUGGACGUGUCUCUCUGACAGCGAGGCUGCCCCGUACCUGCCCGCAGAGGAGAAGUCUCCCCUCUUCUCCAUCCAGCGCGAGGGCAUCAAGGACGAUGGUGCCUUCUACAGGCUGAACAGGUUCAGCUCUCUGCAGCCCCACCCGGAGCGCCGGGAUGUCUCGUUCUUCGUGGGCGGCCCGGUGUGGGCCAUGGCGUGGUGCCCGACCCCGGAGGGCUCCGCAGCCCCGCAGUACGUGGCCGUGUCCUGCCACAGGAGCAUGGAGGAGACCCACAGCGUGUCUGGGCUCCACUCAGGCCCUGCCCUCCUGCAGCUCUGGGACCUGGGCACGCUGCAGACGGAGCAGGGCUCUCCCAACAAGGCCAGGCUGGCCUAUGCCAUCGCUGCUGACCACGGCUGUGUGUGGGACAUGAAGUUCUGCCCCAGCGGUGCCUGGGAGCCACCC